AUGAAGAGCGGCAGGACGAUGAAGGGGGCGAGGUUGGUUCUUCUCCCGCAGCUUCGACAGCCUCUUUCGCUCGUUCGGGGCUACAGCGCCACAUCCGCAUCCGACGGUGGUUCGAAGGCCACGAACCGAUUUGCCGCGCAAUUUAAUGCUCUGGGCCGUACUACCCCAUCAUCGGACGAUAAAUCCUCAUCCAAACCCGAGAAGUCCGUCGAUCCGGCGACCGAAAAGCAGGCCAUGGAAAACAUUUUCAGCUCCAUCUCCCUCGCGCGUUCGACGCCUGCUUCGUCGGCCAUCAAGACGUCUCGGGAGCCGAGGUUCAUUCCCAAGACCUUGGAAGUGACGAAGCGGCGCCUCUGGCUCACCGAUUUGAAGCACUUCAAGCUCUACCCCAAGACCAUUAAGGAGUGGGUGAUCGAUUGCAAGACCCCUUGCGGC
This is a messenger RNA of Acanthamoeba castellanii str. Neff, 435 nucleotides long. RefSeq lists its product as uncharacterized. The transcript has a single exon. The record is from RefSeq and is a predicted model, not a curated record. The annotation marks the transcript as partial. NCBI's taxonomy places the organism in Eukaryota, Discosea, Longamoebia, Acanthamoebidae.